Molecule: messenger RNA, 1233 nt
Organism: Parathielavia appendiculata
Lineage: Eukaryota; Fungi; Ascomycota; Sordariomycetes; Sordariales; Chaetomiaceae
Product: galactose mutarotase-like protein
Exons: 1
Coding region: 1-1233 (410 amino acids)
Biological process (GO): glucose metabolic process; beta-D-galactose catabolic process via UDP-galactose, Leloir pathway
Molecular function (GO): carbohydrate binding; aldose 1-epimerase activity
Source: RefSeq, a predicted model, not a curated record
AUGCGCCUGGCUGCUGCCAUCUUGGCUGUCUUGCGCUCGGCACGCGCCGCCGCCGAUCAAAACGGCAAAUACUGGAUCUACGGCGAGGGCAUCGCGGCCGCCUUCAUUCCCUAUGGGGCAUCCAUCUCAGAUCUCAUCGUCAAUGACAAGUACGGUAUUCCGAGGGAUAUCAUCAUGGGAUUUGACAAUGCCACGUAUUAUUCCGUCGACCCGGUGCACCCGCAUCUCGGCGGCGUCCCCGGACGCUACGCCAACCGGAUCAAGAACAGCACGUUCACCAUCGAUGGCGACACGUACCGGGUGUCGGCAAACGACAACCCCACGGCUGACCACCCAUCUGGCCUGAACACCCUCCAUGGCGGCAAGGACGGCUGGGACUGGCGCGAUUUCGACGUUGUCGCGCACAACAAUCACAGCAUCACCUUCUCUAUCGUCGAUCCGGAUGGCAAGGAAGGGUUCCCAGGCGAGGUCAUCUCGUACAUCACGUACACGAUGGGCAACAUGACCUGGGACGCCAAGAUGGUGGCUAUCGCGACAACCAAAAAGACCCCCAUCAUGCUGACGAGCCACGCCUACUGGAAUCUGGACGGCUUCUCCAAUAACGAGACCAACUUGGUGCUCAACCACAGCCUGCAUAUGCCCUACAGCGGCCAGCGGGUGGCGGUCGACAACAUCCUCAUCCCCACGGGCAAGAUCGCUCCCAACGUCAAGGGCUCCGUCAACGAUUUCUGGAGCCGCCCCAAGCAGAUCGGCGCCAGCUUCAACAACUCCAAGAUCCACGGCAACUGCGGCUACAACUGCACCGGCUACGACAACUGCUGGCUGGUGAACCGGAAUUCCCCUUACAACUGGCGUGCCGACGGCGCCUACGUCGCCAGCGUAUCCUCGGCCUGGUCGGGCAUCCGCCUCGACAUCUACUCGGACCAGGCCGCCUUCCAGAUGUACUCGUGCAACUUCCAGAACGGCAGCUUCCCGCUCAAGACGUCGCAGGGCGUGGGGCGCGACGCCAGCCACGUGCUCGCCGGCGAGGCGGCUCCCGCCGACGACGAGGACAGCUCCUACGCGGGGCGGUUUCCGCGCACCGUGCCCAAGUAUGGGUGCCUCGUCCUGGAGGUGCAGGACUGGAUCGACGGGAUCAACCACCCCGAGUGGGGCAGGAUGGAGAAGCAGGUGUUUGGGCCGGGUUCGGACCCGUAUGUCUUGCAGGUUAGCCACAGGUUCACUGUGGGCUGA